Messenger RNA from Cyclopterus lumpus (lumpfish), 2734 nucleotides. RefSeq names its product segment polarity protein dishevelled homolog DVL-3. Gene Ontology annotation, cellular component: cytosol. Gene Ontology annotation, molecular function: frizzled binding. The transcript is spliced from 14 exons. The record is from RefSeq and is a predicted model, not a curated record. Gene Ontology annotation, biological process: intracellular signal transduction; canonical Wnt signaling pathway. The coding region runs from base 152 to 2131 and encodes 659 amino acids. NCBI's taxonomy places the organism in Eukaryota, Metazoa, Chordata, Actinopteri, Perciformes, Cyclopteridae.
UGGCUGCGUGGCUUCCGGAGGAGACUGAGAGCUUCAGAGACCUGCAGCAGCUGGACCGACACAUCUGGACCAGAACCCAGCGGGGACAGACGGGUGCCGGUCUCCCUCUCCCCCACCCCCCGUGUCGGUACCGGGCUCCAUCUGGGACAGCAUGGCGGAGGAGACCCGAGUCAUCUACCACCUGGAGGACCAGGAGACCCCCUACCUGAUCCGGAUCAACGUGCCCGCGCAGCGCGUCACCCUGGCGGACUUCAAGCAGGUCCUCAACAAACCAAACGUCAAAUUCUUCUUCAAGUCCGUGGACGACGAGAUCGGGGUGGUCAAAGAAGAGAUCAGUGAUGAAAAUGCCAGCCUGCCCUUUGUGAACGGACGAGUCGUCUGCUGGUUGGUGUCAUCAGACACCUGUCAGUCAGAUUUCAGGGGGUCAGACCUCCAGUCCAUAGCCACUCCCACAAGUCUGGCCCCGCCCCCAAUAGAGAGGACAGGUGUGAUCGGAGACUCCAGACCUCCGUCCUUCCAUGCUGCUGCUCUGGGUCAGGAGGAGCUGAAGGGGUCAGAGGUCAAACCUGUGGCUUCAGAAGAGCGAGGCGGGCGUCUGAAUGGCCACACCCACCAACCAGCUGAUCAAAAUGGGGCGGGACCAACAGGUGGAGGUGACGGUUGGUCAACCCAACGAAGCAGCCAAUUAGAGACCACCAGUUUUUGCUCCUCUGAGGAAGACUCAGGAGGAAGGUUCAGCCAAUCAACAGGCCAGAGCAGCUCGUCACCGAGACUCAUCAGGAGGCAACGAAGACGUCACCGCAGAGCCAAGACACCGCGGAUGGAGAAGUCUGUGUCUUUCAGCAGUGUCACUGACUCCACCAUGUCGCUCAACGUCAUCACUGUAACCCUGAACAUGGAGAGGUAUAACUUCCUGGGUAUCAGCAUCGUGGGUCAGAGUAACGAGCGAGGAGACGGAGGUAUUUAUAUCGGCUCCAUCAUGAAGGGGGGAGCUGUGGCAGCAGACGGCCGCAUCGAGCCUGGAGACAUGUUGUUGCAGGUAAACAACAUCAACUUUGAGAACAUGAGUAACGACGACGCUGUCCGAGUCCUGAGAGACAUCGUCCACAAGCCAGGUCCGGUGACGUUAACGGUGGCUAAGUGUUGGGAUCCGAGUCCUCGCGGCUGCUUCAGUCUCCCGAGGAGUGAGCCGGUCCGUCCAAUCGACCCGGCUGCCUGGGUGUCGCACACGGCCGCCAUGACAGGGCUCCCCCCCCACUACGGUGAGACUCCCAUCAGCCACUGCAGCGUCCAUUCGUCACCACCUGCACUCCCAAUAACCUGCCAGUGUUUUUCAGGCGUGCACGAAGAAAACCAUCUGACCAUCCACAGCGACAUGACAGCGGUGGUCAAGGCAAUGGCCAAUCCUGAGUCGGGUCUGGAGGUUCGGGACCGGAUGUGGCUGAAGAUCACAAUCCCCAAUGCCUUCAUUGGUUCAGAUGUGGUGGACUGGCUCCACCGGAGCGUGGAGGGGUUCACCGACCGCCGCGAAGCUCGCAAGUAUGCAGGAAACCUGCUGAAGGCCGGAUUCAUCCGGCACACCGUGAACAAGGUGACAUUCUCUGAACAGUGCUACUAUGUGUUUGGAGACCUCUGUGUAGAUCUGGGUGUGAUGACUCUGCUGGAUCACAAAGAAGACUCCAGUGGAGGAGGAGGAUCAGAUUGUGAUUCUCUGGGCCCAGCAUUGUGCCCCCAGAGGCCCCUGACCUUCCCCUACCAGUACCCCGUCCCUCACCCCUACAGCUCGCCGCCCCCCCUCCACCAGCUGCCGGCCUUGGGAGGAAGAGAAGGGGGAAGUCAGCACAGUGAAGGAAGUCACAGCAGCGGAUCAAACUGUAGCGACGCUCAGAAGGAGGGAGAACGAAGCAGCGAAUCUGAGACGACCAAACAGGAAGUGAGUGCUCCGCCUAACAAACAGGUGGCGGCAGAGGCCCCUGGUGACGACAGCACCCAACAGCCCCCGACCUCCUGCUCUGGUCUUCAAGGUCACGAUGACUCUGAGGACCUCCCACCGCCUCCUUUGCAUCGAGGUCGGCAGUCCUUCUGCCUGGCCGUGGGAAACCCCAGUGAUUUCUUUGUGGAUGUCAUGUGAUCCUGUGAUGAUGAUGUCACGUCCUGUCAGGAAACACCUUUUAAAAAAUGUCACGUUUGUACUUUUGAAGAAAUAUGUGCGCAAGCUGCGUACUUAAGCAACAAACAAUGAGUUUUUAACCAACAAACAAUGAGAUGAACUUACGUUUGGUUUGACUUUCAAUCUCAUCGCAGUCCAACAGAACACCACAUCGGAGGUCUGGGUACCUCCACUGUGGUCUCUCACUUGAUGCUGGAUCAUGAUGGUUGUUAUGGGUCACACAUAACUGGUUCAGACGUCCAGUAAAAAAGCACCACUACCACUGUUGCCCACAUGACUUGACAUUCACAAGCAGGAACUAUAGAGUCCCGACAGUCUUCCCACCAGGACCACCCAGAGACUCCAGGACCAGAUACUCAGAGAGCCUUGAUGUGGUUGUAUAUAGUUGAUCUUACACCUAAAAGAGACAGGUAGAAAACUCAGAAAAAAGUCCUAAAUAACUCUGAAACAACUCCUAAAUAACUUGUGUGCACAUCUCAUGUGCAUGUCUCAUGUGUACGUCUCGUGUGUACAUCUCAUGUGUCUCAUGUGGACAUCUCAUGUGUCAUGUGUACGUCUCGUGUG